This is a messenger RNA of Psammomys obesus (fat sand rat), 3180 nucleotides long. RefSeq names its product zinc finger protein 615 (gene Znf615). The record is from RefSeq and is a predicted model, not a curated record. Gene Ontology annotation, molecular function: DNA-binding transcription factor activity; RNA polymerase II cis-regulatory region sequence-specific DNA binding. Lineage: Eukaryota; Metazoa; Chordata; Mammalia; Rodentia; Muridae. Bases 4 to 1872 code for a protein of 622 amino acids. The transcript has 3 exons. Gene Ontology annotation, biological process: regulation of transcription by RNA polymerase II.
UGCAUGACCAAACCUGAGCUAAUCUUCAAGUUGGAGCAUGGACUUGGGCCAUGGGCAGUGGCAGAAGCCUCUAUCCAGAGCCUUCCAGGUAUUCAUAAAGUCAUUACCCCAACUGAGACCCACCGGGAAAAUCACAAGGGACAUUUGUGGCAAGUCGAAAUUGCCGACAACCAGACAUCAAGUGAGGAAAUUUUUGAAGCAGACCUGAAGUGGGCAGAGAAAAUCCGCCACGGGACAACAUCUUAUAAAGGUAAAGGAUGUGUGAAGAUAUUUUGCCAGCAGUCACAGCACACGAGGAGUCAGAUGAUUGACACAUGUAAGAAAAGUUUCAGUUACAUGUCACCUUUCAGUAACUGCCAGAGGCUUCUUAAAGAAGAGACACUGUAUACACGUAGACAGUGCAGGAAUACAUUCUCUUGGAACUCACACCUGGAGGAACAUCAGAGAAGUCAUAAAGGUAAGAAGCCCUGUGAAAGCUCAGCAUGUGGGAAAGCUUCUCACACCAGGUCUCAGCGUCAGAGCACUCAUACAGAUGAGAAGCCCUACAAAUGUUUAGAAUGUGGGAAAUAUUUCUACUAUAAAUCACAAAUCACUGAACACCAAAGAAGUCAUACAGGUGAGAAACCUUAUGAGUGUACAGAAUGUGGAAAAUCCUUCAGCUAUAAGUCCCAUCUCACUGUACAUCAGCGAAGUCAUACAGGGGAGAAGCCACAUGAAUGUACAGAAUGUAGGAAAGUUUUCUACUAUAAGUCACAACUCACUCGACACCAGAGAAGUCAUACAGGGGAGAAGCCCUAUGAAUGUAUGAAAUGUGGAAAAUCAUUCUACUGUAACACACAUCUUUCUCUACAUCAGAGAAUUCAUGUAAGUGAGAAACCCUAUGAGUGUGCAGAAUGUGGGAAAGCUUUCUCUUUCAGUGCAUGCCUCACUCGACAUCAGCGGACUCAUACAAACGAGAAGCCCUAUGAAUGUCCACAAUGCCCUAAAGCUUUCUACUUUAAGAAACAGCUUACUCAUCAUCAGAAAACUCACACUGCUGAGAAGCGCUUUGAAUGUAAACAGUGCGGUAAAGCAUUCUACUGGAGGUCUAACCUUGCUGUGCAUCAGAAAACUCAUACGGGUGAGAAACCCUUUGAAUGUAAACAGUGUGGAAAAGCAUUUUACUGCAAGUCCCACCUCACUGUGCAUCAGAGAACUCACAUAAGUGACAAGCUCUAUCAAUGCACAGAAUGUAGGAAAGCAUUCUACUCUCAGACACAGCUUGCUGUACAUCAGAGAACUCACACCGAUGAGAAGCCCUAUGAAUGUAAGCAAUGUGGGAAGACAUUCUACAGCAAGUCUGGACUUACUGCACAUCAGAAAACCCAUACAGGUGAGAAGCCCUAUGAGUGUAACCAGUGUGGAAAAGCAUUCUAUAACAAGUACUUGCUCAUUGAGCAUCAUCGAGUCCAUACAGGUGAGAAGCCCUAUCAGUGCACAGAAUGCAAGAAAGCAUUCUACUGUAAGAAAUAUCUUUCCCUACAUCAGAAAACGCACGCAAGUAAGAAGUCAUUUUAUUGUUCAGAGUGUGGGAAAGCUUUCUCCUGGAUGUCACACCUCACGCAACAUCAGAGAAUCCAUACAGGUGAGAAGCCCUAUGCAUGUGAACAGUGUAGAAAAGCUUACUACUUUAAAAAACAACUCACUCGACAUCAGAGAACUCAUACCCAUGAGAAGUCAUUAUCUGAGAAUAAUGCAGGAGAGUGUUUCACUGCAAAUGCAACCUCUCUGUGUAUGAAAGAACUCAUACAAGGGAGAAACCCUGUGAGUGUGCCAAAUGCAGAAAAUCUCCUUCAUGCCACACCUCACUCAGAGUCAGAUAAGAAAGACUAAGAAUAUAAAGAAUGUGUGAAAUCUUAUUCAAGUGCAUUAUCAGAAAGCUUGCAGGUGAGAAUCUGAUGAAUGUAAAAACUGGAAAAUUGCUAGUGUAAGCCAGCUGUUACUCAACCAGUGAACUGGAGGCUGUCAGUAGACAUUGUUGGAAGGCAUAGUACCACAUAUGCUGUUGUAAGAGAAGCCACACAUGGUAAUUUCUCCUAUUAAGUUAAAAAAAUAGAGAAAAGCUUCAUCAUUCUUCAAAUGAGUUGAGUAUAUUGUAGGUGAGUAACACUGAAUGUAAAGAAGAGAGGAAAGCUUUCUAACAUUAAGCCCCAUUAAUUCACACCUGAAAACUUGUGCAGGUGUGAGGUCCAGUGAAAUUAAUAAAAACAGACACAUGUUGAAACAGAAAUCUACAUUAGAAACUUCGUGUAUGAUAUGACAAGUAAGGAAUAAAAUCAUACUGUGGUAUAAUACCACUUGCUUUCUAUCCUAGAUCCUUGUACUGUGGGUUUACUGAGAGUCAGUGAUUGAAGACUAGCUUUAGCAACAUAGGUCGAUUCAUAUGAUCAAAAUCAUCAAAACCUUCUUGAAGUGCCCCAUCUCAUGUAAUGACACUGUAACCCAUGUGUUUAAAACCCUAAGAAUAUAAAGAGUGCAAAAACUUUUGAGGUGAAUUUGAAAUUCAUCUGGCACAGGAUUCCAAUGUGAAAGCAUACUUUUGUAGUCCAAGUGACUUUAUUACAAAGUUUCAUUAACAAUUCAUGGAUGUAAGGAUUCUCAAAAAGGCAUUCAGCCAUGCUUCCACAGUACCAGCCAUCAGAUAAUUUAUGAAGAUGAGAGCAGAUCUGACGUUUAAAAGUUAACUUGAUUUGAAUGUGGCUUAGUGGCAGGCAGUGUGCUCAUGAGUCUUGUGCUAUAUUCUACACUAGAAGUUUUUUUGUGUCAUCUUGAUUAAGUAUAUUUAUGUGCAUGGCUCAUUUGUAUAUCAGUUAAAAUCAUCCACAGUUUUAACGCUUCACCAGAUAUGAACUUUUUGAUUGUGUUUCCAUUUUUUAAUUGUUUCGUUUUGAGACAAGCUCUUGAUCUAUAGCUGCAUAUCCUCAGGCCUCUGCUUGUGCAUAGGUAUGAUCUCUUCUUUCUAGUCUUCUCUCGCUCUCUCACGCACACACAGAACAUGUACCAUUUUUAUACAUUAGAAAAUUGUAUAACAAAACAUGAGUAUAUGUAAUUUUCAUGUGAAUUUUCAAAUGUAAUUUUUAUUAAGUGUGCUAUCAGAAAUCAAAAUGUUAAACUAUAACCCAAUAAAGAAAUAUAAUGAUA